Suillus subalutaceus is the source of this 3010-nucleotide messenger RNA. RefSeq names its product fungal-specific transcription factor domain-containing protein. Lineage: Eukaryota; Fungi; Basidiomycota; Agaricomycetes; Boletales; Suillaceae. The record is from RefSeq and is a predicted model, not a curated record. The transcript is spliced from 14 exons. Bases 107 to 3010 code for a protein of 967 amino acids. Gene Ontology annotation, biological process: DNA-templated transcription; regulation of DNA-templated transcription. Gene Ontology annotation, molecular function: DNA binding; DNA-binding transcription factor activity, RNA polymerase II-specific; zinc ion binding.
AGGGACGCUGUCACGGACAUGCAAGGUCCUUUGCCUCCUUUGCCUUUCUUCCUUUGCCCAGCUCUACGCGUCUCGGUUGCGUCAGACACCCACUGGGCCUAAAGUCAUGCCUCAAGCAUCCCGUGGAAAUGCUCGUCAGCCUGACUCCAGGGAGGCCCAAAAGACCAUGGACAAGGAGCAGAAGAGAAGCCGAGGCGCUAUGUCAUGCGCCGAGUGUAGAAGACUUAAAUUGAAAUGCGACAAAACUGUUCCGUGCUCUUCAUGCAAACGCAGAGGCUGCUCGGCCAUUUGUCCUAAUGGUUCCCUCACGACUGGUCAGGGAACUCGGUUUGUACUAGCAGAUACAGAAAAAUUACAUCAGAAGAUCGCACAAAUGAGCGACAGGAUUCGUCAACUUGAAGAUGCACUUUCUAUUUCGCAAACCAGUCCUGGCGAACAGCACCCUCUUCUGCACAGAGACCUUCUCGACAUCAAAUCAAUCAUAGAUUUGCACGCUGCUGUGGAUGAGGAAACAGCAGGUAAAUCCAAGCUUGAGGUCGAUGAUGACUCGCAAUACAUCGAAUCUUUUGGGACGCUCGCCAUACGGGAUGAUGGAGCCGCAACUUUUUAUGGCCCAUCCGCCGGUUCGGAGAGCCUGCUCAUCGGAGAGUCUGCCGUGUCAUCGACACCUAAUUUUAGUCCAGGCGACAGGACACAGCAUACUGAACAUCUGCCUUCCAGUGUCAAGCAUCUAUCGAAGUCUUUCCCUCUGGCUCCAGUGUUUAAUGACGAGGUUGAUCUUAACUACCUCAUUCAAAAUCAUCUACCUCCUUGGCAUCGUGCUCGUCACUUGAGUGAGCUGUAUCUCCAGCAAGCACCGUGGUUCUUUGGAGCGGUAACAAAGCGGCAACUGAUGGAGGAGAACCUUCCUUUAUGGUACGCAGAGGCAUCAGAUCUCAUCUAUCUGGGUUCCGUGGCGCCACCAGUGACCUCGGGGAAUGAUGCUUUGAGCAAAGGUCCUCAUGAACUCGCCUUGAUGUUCGUGAUUUUCUGCUUUGGAGCACUGACGGACCACAGAUUGCCCCCUGCGCCAGACAACGAGGAAGCCGACAUGUAUUUCAAGCUUACGCGCGCUGCCCUGAACUUAGAGCCCGUACUUGACCGUCCACCAUCAGUGGCAACCAUUCAGACGCUGGCUUUACUCGCAAUUUAUCAGGGCCUUUGCAGUGGAGAAAACAGCAUUGAGAGCACCUGGGGAAUCUUUGGACUAGCAACGAAGUUAGCUCAGAGUAUUGGACUGCACCGUGACUGCGCCCGCUGGCAGCUACCUCCACAAGAGGUGCAAAAGCGUCGUGAGCUGUUCUGGGAGCUAUUUAUCACAGACGGGUGGCAGUCCUUGGCCACAGGUCGUCUUGCUACAUUCUACCUACCUUUUGUAGACUGUGAACUACCGAAUGACCCCGAUUCCACGGUGGAUGGAGACGGAAGCGUUUUGCAAAGCUUUCCGGCAUGGAAGGCUCGCUUUGGUUUCCAUUGCAUAUCUGCAGUUAUCCAACAUGCACAAACGGCAAAGGUGCCCAAGUAUUCCGUUGUCAUCGAGCUGGAUCGCAAGAUUCGUGACUUGGAACUUCCAAAAUACGCCCAGCGACCUCCCAGAGAAGGCGCUGAACUUGGGGAAGCGAUGAAGCAUUACAUGCCUCGUAACUACCGGCACCUUACUCUGCUAUAUGUUCAUCGAUGCUUUUUUGCGGAAGCUGUAUCAAACAACCCCACAAACCCCAUGAGCAGCCCAUUCGCCCCAUCGUUCCUUGCAGGGUACCGCAGUGCCUGUGAACUGAUUAGCGGUCUUCGUACGCAGUUCGACUUGUUCCCAGCACAGAUUGCCCGCUUCUGGGUUUUAUGGACCCAUGCGUUUUCCUCAUCCGUGAUGCUGUCUUCCGUCGUUACGCAUGCAUCUGGGAGUGGUUCUCGGUCGAAGAUCACCACUGCAGCCUUGACCGAGCUGCGACGCGCUGUCAGUCUUUUCAAAGAAGCAUCUGUUUUCGGAGGUCGAGCUGGAAAAUUUCUUCCUAUCCUCGAGAGGCUGUUGCAGAAAGCUGAGCAGGCAUACAGUACUGCCACUCCUACCGUGACUCGACGAGAUAUCUUCUCGAACACUGGUCCAACGAAGUCAAAGGAUGAACUUUCGAUUUUCAGUGGGCAAAUCAACAAGGUUUCUACGAAGGCCCCCGUACCAUCGUCUUCAGGACGGUCUAGCCAUUCACCUGGAAACACCACCAACCUGAGUCAGUCUCCCCCGAUGCAGGUAGAAGGCACGCCCCCGCAGGCAUUUAGCAACAUUCAUCCAUCGCUGCGUGAGCAGUGGAGCAGUUUCGAGGGGGAUCUCAACGUUCAGCUUCAUAAUGCUCAACGAGACGCGUAUUACACAGACGACGACGCCUUCGUGGUGCCCGCGUCUGCUGAGGAAUCACGCAGAAUGGCCAGUAUGCAUGAGGGCACAUACCAAGCCCAGUCGGCCCAGCACCAGCUACACCCAGUUACACAGCCGCCACAGGGAUACCAUAACCACUUUUCUGCCUCGUCGCAUGGUUUUUCGGAACCGCAUGAGCCGCAGUACGCUCAGCCGCUGCCACAAUCUCAUCAUCGUCAGCCUGACAAUACCCAAUACCAUGCGGACUCUCAUCAGCAACAUCCCCAACACCAGCAAUACUAUAGCCAGGAACAGCCUGGUCAUUACGUCCAUGAUCCAUACCAGCCAUCAGCAUCCUUCAGCACUGCAGAUCCUCACGCACCUGGUGACUAUAACGCAAGACCCUCCCAACCAUAUUGGGAAUCUGCACAGCAGUCAUAUCAGGCGCAGGAAAGCACCAUGUCUUACCAGUCCUCGUACUAUGGCAAUGAGUACCAAACUUCCCAACAAUCCCAAGCUCCUGCACCCGGUGCAGAAUACCUGUCGCUUACACAGCAGCAUCUGCAAGAGACGUGGCAGUCAUUUAAUGUCUACGUGGGCUCGCCGGGUCGGCCGACGUAG